Molecule: messenger RNA, 1634 nt
Organism: Closterium sp. NIES-67
Lineage: Eukaryota; Viridiplantae; Streptophyta; Zygnematophyceae; Desmidiales; Closteriaceae
Source: the annotation of a GenBank genome assembly
GUCCCGGAGGCAUGGUAUCUCCAGGUGAGUGUUUGAAGCUGGGAAGCAGAACCUUCGGUUUUCCCGCGAAAAUUUUGCUUAGGCAUCCCUCAACUGUCUCACAGCCUCACUCCCUCGCUAGACCGAGCUCUACAAUACCUCCUGCUCGUACUAUGUCAAGUCACUGAUAAGCAACACCAGCCACGUACAGUCAUUGUGUAGUCAGUGCGUCAGCCUACUCUCAAAUUCCCCCCACGCUGCGGCAAGGUAGCCAACUCGGCCCGUUUACCGCUCGCGCCGACGAAAUGGCGGCUCUACGCAGCACUAUCCCUGCGUUUUCAGGCCUCCGCGCCGCUGCUCCCGCACAGUCCAAGGCUGCGCCCAACGCUCAGCCUGCCCGUCGCUCUGCGCCAGUCCUCGUCGCAGCUUCCACCAGCGGCAACGAAUCUGCCGUCUCGCAGGCGUCGCAGACGCUUUUCGCGAGCGUCGCCGAGUCCACUGCCGCAGCGCCUUCCGCUCCCGCUUCUCUCCCAGGGGGAGUCAUCGUGCCCGCGAUUCUCGGCGCGGGAGUUUUGGGCGGUGCGACCUUCGCGCUCGUGUCGAAGGCGACAAAGCCGGCGUCGAGUGCCACGUCAGCGGCGGGAACCGCCGCUAAUGGCGCUGCCAUCCCACGUGCUAAGAGGGCUGCCCCAGCGGCCCUGGCGACGAUGGCAGCCACCUUCCCCAACGCGAUGCAGGAGGACACGUUCAUGCACGCCGUCGCCGACGAGCUGCGCAACCUGGGCUUUAAGCGCGACAACUGCAUCGCGCUCGUCAACACGUGCCGCGACGAGGUGUGCCGUCCCAUCGUCAACCUGAUCGACAAGGAGUUCGGGCUCAGCUUUAACAUCUCCGGGCUGGGCGGGCUCGUCAACUGCGGCAAGACGGGGUUCAAGGCCGCCAUGAGCCACUCGCCCGAGUUCCCCUGCGAAACAGACGGCAAGCCUCGCGAAAGAUACAUCUUUUUCGGCUUCCCCCACGUGUCCGUGGGCGAGAGCGGCGAGGUGGGGUCGCUGCUGCGCCGUGGGCGUGGCAAGCCGUCGUCGGCGUGCGGAGCGCUGAUCGCCAUCAAGGGCGACAUCGCUGCCGGGGGGGAGAUCGAGGACGACCCUAACAACGCGGAAUACGUUCUUCUCAAGAAGAAGAUUGCUGCUAAGAUCCCCCCAUCUUCUGGAGCUCCUUCCUUGGUGCAAGUGACGCGCGCCGCCCUGCAAGCCAUCACAGACGAUCUCGAGAACCUCAUCUCCCUUACAGUCGACCCCACUACAGCGGACUAUGCCGUCAUCACAGGGGUGCAGAUUCACUCUGGAAACCAGGUGCCUGGGGAGGAGUUCUGUAUCGAGCGCACAUGUGACUAUAUCGCACCGAACGCCAUGUAUGCGGUGAUCAGGGGGGAGAAGCACAUUCUGCACUGCGAGGUGAAUCAAAUCACGGGUAUCAGCUCAGUGCCUGCUGACCAGUUUGCGUCCUCAUAAGGAGCUUUUGUUGGUUCAUGCGGAUUACCUCUUGCCUUGGUUAUGUACAAGCAUAUCGUACUAGUGGCCUAUAAUUUGUCGACAAUGCUGAGCUUUGUACCUUAUAUAAAUUACAAGCAUCCUUCAAUCGUACGGAUACAG